AGUGAUACACUCCUCUCCACAUCCUUCUUCACCUUUUCAAACCAUACUGUUUCUCUGAGAGGCUUCAUCCUGGCCGGCACUAUUCCAGCCAAAGGGGAAGAGGACUUCCUGACGCUGGCCGCCUCGCGGCUCAGCCGCAGGAAACGCGUCAUUGGAGCUGCUGUAGGUGUAGCCAUGGUUCUGAUACUGUUGGUGGCCAUUCCCCUGCUGGUCCACACAACCAAAGGGAGGAACACCGGAAAUGCAGGGAGCCAUUAUGAAAUGCUUGGAAGCUGCAGGAUGGUAUGUGACCCCUAUGCGACGUCUCAGCCUGGUCAGGAGCUGACAGCUGUGUCACCACCUCCCCAGGAUUACUCUGGGAAAAAGAUAAAGUCUGGGCUUCGUGGGCCGCCAGGGAUCCCUGGCCCUCCAGGAGCACGUGGACCCCCUGGAGAGCCAGGCAAACCAGGGCCACAGGGACCCCAAGGUCCAGGUCCUGGUGGCUAUUCUCCCUCGCUCUACACUCCCAAAAUUGCAUUUUACGCAGGGCUACGCAAGCAGCACGAGGGGAAUGAAAUACUGAAAUUCGAUGAUGUGGUGACCAAUGUAGGUAACUACUAUGAGCCCAGCACCGGCAAGUUCACCUGUCCUCUGCCUGGCAUCUACUUCUUCACCUACCAUGUUCUAAUGAGAGGUGGUGAUGGGACCAGCAUGUGGGCAGACCUGAAGAAGAACGGACUGGUAAGAGCCAGUGCCAUCGCUCAGGACGCUGAUCAGAAUUACGACUACGCCUCCAACAGUGUGAUCCUGCAUUUGGACGUGGGCGAUGAGGUGUGUGUGCAGCUGGAUGGAGGGAAGGUCCACGGAGGGAACACAAACAAGUACAGCACCUUCUCCGGCUUCCUCAUCUACCCAGACUGAAUCUAAUCCUCACUUGCAGAGAAUGGACACCAACACACACAUAAACACACUCACACUCACACAGACAUGUAUGUAUGCAAAUUAAAGCACACACACACAGAGAGAUGCACGCGCAAAAUGCCUGCAGUGCACACAAAAAUAUAUACAGACAUAUGCAAGCAAGCACAGACACACACACACACACACACACACACACACACAAUACAGACAUCUUGAGAUUACAACAGAUUACAGAAAUGUGGAUGGAGUGAAUAUCAGAGAUAAGUGGCAUUAAGUGGAAUUGUGUGAUUUUGAGCCAGUUAUCAAGAGCAACUGCAUUUAUUGGCGCCCUUUGAGUGCAAAUAUGAAUUUCAGAAGAUGUACAGUAUAGGUGCACAUAAUAAUUGCACGUUGUGGCUCCGAAAUAUCUAAAAUACUUUAAUGUGUUCCAUAUUAACUGACAUUGUGAGAACUAGAAUAUAUCAAACACCAUGAGUCUGAUUGUUUUUACUGCAAUAAUGGUGUUGAGGGUGCCAUUAAUCAAGAUGACUAAGCUGAGGCAAAUGCACACCUACUGUAUUCCAGUAUUUACCUUACAGUAUUCAUUUCUGCUCUCCAUUCUAGUGACCUCUGAUCGACUGGCCUAACCUAUAUUUUGCAACUCAUCAUUGUAAAAUAUUUAGCCCUCAAGUGAAUUACGCCAGUUGGAAUUAAUUAAUCCCUGUUGUGAUUCACCCUGUGUUUGGGGCAGUACUGAUUAAAAAGAGGCCAUCUGAAUAAACACAGAUGUUUGACCUUUCUGUCCUGUUUCCAUCAUGACACAGGAUAUCACACAGCAAGAUAAAACAAUGCAUAUUUAUAUUACAAGGCAACACAUUUUAUGGAUGGCACUUGUGUGUGAUGAAGUUCUAAUUGCCAAGUGCAUUAUUGACAAUAUUGUGUGUAUGUGUGUGUGUGUGUGUGUGUGUGUGGGGGCGGGGGGGUAUGUCAGUAUGUAUGAGCGGAUAUAUAGAUACUGUAAGAUAAUGAGGCAGUGAAAAGUAACAGCUGCACUGUUUUAUUUACAUUAAAUGUUGUAUAAUACAUUACAGACACGUUACUGUAAUUACACUGCCAUACUUACUUAGUACUUUAUUUUUGAGAGACCCUGUCAAAGUAUCAUCAUAUGUAUAAACAGUAAUCCUGGGAUGGGCUAUCUGGUAUGUUGAAUAGGUUGAGCAGAUAAUUGCUAUUAAAAUAUCUAUACCUA
Dicentrarchus labrax (European seabass) is the source of this 2128-nucleotide messenger RNA. It is a transcript of the gene c1ql4a, whose product is annotated as complement component 1, q subcomponent-like 4. The record is from RefSeq and is a predicted model, not a curated record. The transcript is spliced from 2 exons. Gene Ontology annotation, molecular function: protein binding. NCBI's taxonomy places the organism in Eukaryota, Metazoa, Chordata, Actinopteri, Moronidae. Bases 175 to 900 code for a protein of 241 amino acids.